AUGACUGAAGGCAAGAGGAAGACAGCCCUGGAAACCAGCCAGGCAGCUGCAACAGACAGGCGUUGUGCAACAUUUGUAGUGUGUGAAGAGGACCAUAAUCUAGGAAACUCUUUGGGGUAUGUGACCACGAAAAAACCAGAAGUGGAAUUUUGUGGUUACACUAAGACCCAUCCUUCAGAGAUCAAAUUUAAUUUGCUCAUUCAGAUGCAUGGUAUUCUUCCAACUGGUGAGGUCUUUCAGAGAGGCCUGGUAGAGGCCAUGACUCUCUGCCAGCCAUGUGCUUGA
Molecule: messenger RNA, 285 nt
Organism: Chionomys nivalis (European snow vole)
Lineage: Eukaryota; Metazoa; Chordata; Mammalia; Rodentia; Cricetidae
Product: DNA-directed RNA polymerases I and III subunit RPAC2-like
Exons: 1
Coding region: 1-285 (94 amino acids)
Biological process (GO): DNA-templated transcription
Cellular component (GO): RNA polymerase III complex; RNA polymerase I complex
Molecular function (GO): DNA-directed RNA polymerase activity; protein dimerization activity
Source: RefSeq, a predicted model, not a curated record